Alternaria burnsii is the source of this 1560-nucleotide messenger RNA. RefSeq lists its product as uncharacterized. The record is from RefSeq and is a predicted model, not a curated record. The transcript has 3 exons. Bases 1 to 1560 code for a protein of 519 amino acids. Lineage: Eukaryota; Fungi; Ascomycota; Dothideomycetes; Pleosporales; Pleosporaceae.
AUGUAUUCAGCUUUAGCGACGCGCGCAUUGGCUUGUUCAAGCCUCCAACAGCCCUAUAUCCCUGGCACUGCAGUUACAAACUUCACAGCCGAGCUCAAGACGCAAUGGACGCCGGCAGGCUCGCCAAUCCCAGCCGAACAACUUGUGCCGCUUCUUGGUUUCUCAUCUUAUAACAUCUCCUACUGUCGUGUGGAGAUGACCUAUAACCACCCGGGUCAGAACGAUACGAUCAACCUUCAAGUAUGGCUGCCGGAAGAAUGGAACGGACGCUUCCAAGGUGUAGGAGGCGGUGGUUGGCGCGCUGGUGUUUUUGACCAGCUCUUGCUUCCAGCCAUCAUUGAUGGCUAUGCAGCAGCUUCCACUGAUGGUGGCCAUAAUGCGACUGAAGUCACCGCUACUCCCUGGGCGCUCCGAUCUCCGGGCAAUGUUGAUCUGGCUGCUCUGCAGAAUUUCGGCUCUAUCACUUUGAAUGAGCUUUCUAUAUUUGGAAAGAUGAUUACAGAGAGCUUCUAUGAGAAGGCUCCCACUUACUCCUAUUGGUUAGGAUGUUCUCAAGGCGGUAGACAGGGCAUGAUGUUGGCCCAACGCUAUCCAGAAGCAUUCGAUGGUAUCCUAGCUGCAGCUCCUGCAUUGAACAUCAACCCCCUUUUCGCAAGCUUGUUUCAUGCUCAAGCCGUCAUGAAUACCCUGGGAGAAUACCCCCCUAAUUGCGAAUUUGAAGCAAUUACGGCCGCAGCAAUUGCCGCUUGCGAUGCCUUGGACGGCUUCGAAGAUUCCAUCAUAUCCAUUCCAGAGUUGUGUUCUUUUGACCCGUUCACCGUCGUCGGUCAGCCCGUCGACUGCAGUAACAACAGCUCCGACAUGAUCUCUGAAGCAGCAGCAACCGUUGCAAACGCUGCCUGGUACGGUGUCUCCAACAAGCAGGGACAGAGGAUUUACCCAGGAUACUCUCUAGAUGCACCUUUGAAGGCAACGGUGGAUACGGCCUGCCGCAGUUCGGGUAACUGCUCAAUCUCCCCCUGGGCACUUGGCGCACAGUUCUAUCAACUUUUCGUCGAGAAGAACACAACUUUCGACGUUUCCACGAUCACUGCAGAAGUACUACCUGACUACAUGUAUGCCGGCUAUCAGCAAUGGGAAUCUUUCAUAGGCACCAACGAUGCAGACCUUACAGCUUUCAAGGAAGCAGGCGGGAAGUUGCUCAGCUGGCACGGUAUCGCAGACGACCUGAUUCCUUUUGGUGGCUCAACGCGAUACUAUAACCGUGUAGCCGCGUUAGAUGACGACGUGGACCAUUACUACAAGCUCUUCGUUGCACCAGGUGUCUAUCAUUGCGAGGGUGGUCCCGGGGCGCAACCCAUACAGUUCGGAUUACAACAACUUGUCUCAUGGGUGGAGAAUGGUACCUCCCCAGACACCAUACCAGCAAUUGGAAAACACCCGGUCAAUGGAACAGUGCUGUCAAGGGAUCUCUGCCCUUACCCGCUGGUGUCCGUUUAUCAGGGCGGUGCUGUAUCUGAUGCAUCCUCUUAUCGCUGUGUCGAUGUGAACAAUGCGUAG